AUGGAGCCCCACGUAGGUCCCAGGGUCCCACUCAAAUCUGGACUCUGUUUGGGGGUUGACUGCCAUGCUGACCACCCAGCACUGGUGCUGGUGCUCUUUGCCAGUGUGCUAGUGAUGUGCCUUGAGGCUACUAAACUCAUUGUGGGAUUCCAGGCCCCCUGGGAUAUCUCCCAUCCAUUCAGUGUGCAAAGGCUGGGUGCUGGCCUCACAAUUGCCCUGGACAAGGUCAACUCUGAGCUGCUAGACUUCGGAAACUUCAGCUGGGAGUUCACUUACACCAACUCAGCCUGCAGCGCCAAGGAAUCUCUUGCUAUUUUUAUCAAUCAGGUCCAGAGACAACAGAUUUCUGCCCUGUUUGGACCAGCAUGCCCAGAAGAAGCAGAGGUUAUUGGUUUGCUGGCCUCUGAGUGGAACAUCCCCAUGUUUGACUUUGUCGGACAAAUGGCGAAACUGGAGAACCACUUCCUAUACGACACCUGUGUGAGACUUGUGCCGCCCCAGCAGCAAAUUGGUGAUGUGCUCCAGCAGACUCUCCAGUACCUGGGCUGGAGACACAUUGGGAUGUUUGGAGGCCACUCUGGGGCUGCGUUCCAGGAUGGAGUGGAUGAGUUAUGGAGGGUUGUAGAGAACAAACUCAAAUCCAAUUUCACGAUCACUGCCAGGAUGAGAUACGCCAGCAAUAACCCGGCCCUCCUUCAAGAGGCUCUUAGGAACAUGUCAUCACUCACCAGGGUUAUCAUCUUAAUCUGCAAUUCAGAGGAUGCAAGAAUUAUUCUGAUGGCUGCAGAGAACCUGGGCCUCCCUACAGGAGAAUUUGUCUUCAUCAUUUUGCAGCCCCUGGAGGACAGUUUUUGGAAGGAGAUAUUGGUGAAUCAGAAGGUGACACACUUCCCAAAAGUCUACGAGUCGGUGUAUCUUGUCGCCCUCAGCUCCUAUGCAGAAGGCCCAGGAGACGAAGGUUUUUGGAAAGAAGUCUAUCGAAGGCUCAGGAGGCCGCCCUUCCAAAGUUCUCUUUCCUCCGAGGCACAGGUGAGCCCCUACUCCGCCUACCUCCAUGAUGCCGUCUUGCUCUAUGCUUGGACAGUGAGGGAGAUGGUGAAGGCCGGGAGAGAUUUCCGGGACGGGCGCCGGCUGGUCAACGUAUGGAAAGGCUCCGGGCAGAGCGCGUGGCGGGGAAUCACUGGCCCUGUGUUUGUAGACUCCCAGGGACAAAGGCUCAUGGAUUACUCAGUCUACGCCCUACAGAAAUUUGGAAAUGGCUCCCUUUUCCUCCCUUUCCUGCGUUAUGACAGCCGUCAGAAAGUAAUCAGACCCACAGGGAAUUUCUCCAACAUGACUUGGCCUGGUGGCUCCCUUCUUGAAGACAGGCCUGGCUGUGGAUUUUAUGAGUUCUGCAAAACAGGGUGGACUUUGUCCAGUGAGUGUGGCUGCCUGGAGAUGGACAGCAGGGAAAAGUCUUCUCAGGAGCAGGGUUUCUCACCAGCAGCACCGACCAAGGAUAGCACAAGGCCUGGGAGAGCCCACCAGGAGUUGCUUUCAGGGGAGGUCGUGCUCACGGAGGUGUCUAGAAACACACCUGUGUGGAAAGGGAACAACAGCCAGCCCUCUAGUGUGACGUUUUCGGCAGACCUCAGCUCCAUUGCCAAGAGCCAGCAGGGAGAAGGACUCUUUCAUGCCCCCGUGGGGCUUUACCAGGGAAACCAUGUGGCCAUCCGCUUUGUUGGAGAACAAGCAGGAGCCUGGAUCAGGAAGCCCACUGUCCUGCAGGAAAUCCGGCUGAUGUGUGGAUUGAGGCAUGAAAACAUUGUUCCCUUCUUUGGGAUUUGCACAGAACCACCCAACAUCUGCAUUGUCACGCAGUAUUGCAAAAAAGGAAGUCUUAAGGACGUUCUAAGAAACUCAGAUCCUGACAUGGAUUGGAUCUUCAAACUUUCAUUUGCAUAUGACAUAGUCAAUGGCAUGCUGUUCCUCCACAGGAGCCCCCUGGGGUCCCAUGGCAACCUGAAACCUUCCAACUGCCUGGUGGACGGCCGCAUGCAGGUGAAGCUGUCGGGAUUUGGGCUGUGGGAGCUCAAGUACGGCCAGACACACAGAACCUAUGCUGAGAAGACCACCGACCCCUCGGAGCUCUACUGGACGGCCCCAGAGCUGCUGCGGCUCCGGGAGGAGCCCCGGUCGGGCACCCCGCAGGGAGAUGUGUACAGCUUUGCGGUUCUGCUGAGAGACCUCAUUCACCACCAGGACCAGGGGCCCUUCAACGACCGCCAGGAGGCCCCGGAAGUGAUCAUUGCCCAAAUCAAAGAUCCAACGCCAGCGGCCCCGCUGCGACCUUCCCUGUGUGAAGACAAAGGAGACAGGAAGAUCGUGGCCCUGGUGAAGGCCUGCUGGGACGAGUCUCCGGAGAGAAGGCCCACCUUCCGCAGCAUCAGGGGCACCCUGCGCGCAGCCAGUCCCACGGGCCGCGUGAGCAUCCUGGACAGCCUGCUGAGCAAGCUGGAAGUGUAUGCGGAGCACCUGGAAGAGGUGGUGGGCGAGAGGACCAGCCAGCUGCUGGCAGAGAAGAGGAAGGUGGAGAGACUUCUGUCCACAAUGUUGCCCAGCUUCGUUGGGGAACAACUCCUAGCAGGAAAAUCUGUGGAACCAGAACAUUUUGAGUCUGUGACAAUCUUUUUCUCUGACAUCGCUGGAUUCACAAAAUUGUGUUCUGUCAGCUCCCCCUUGCAAGUUGUCAGGUUCCUCAAUGACCUGUACAGUUUAUUCGACCACAUCAUUGGGACGUAUGAUGUGUACAAGGUUGAAACGAUUGGAGAUGCAUACAUGGUGGCUAGUGGGCUUCCCAAGCGCAAUGGCACCCGACACGUGGACGAGAUCGCCACCAUGGCCCUGCACGUCCUCAGUGCCACCAUGCACUUCCAGAUCGCACACAUGCCCAACAAACAGCUCAGGCUGCGGAUUGGUCUCCACACAGGUCCCGUGGUGGCUGGUGUGGUGGGACUCACCAUGCCCAGGUACUGUCUGUUUGGAGACACUGUGAACAUGGCAUCCCGAAUGGAAAGCAGCAGCUUGCCGUUCCGGAUCCACGUCUCUCAGAGCACUGCGGCUGCCCUGCUGGCAUUGGGAGGAUACGAUUUGCAAAAGAGAGGCACCAUUCCAGUCAAGGGCAAAGGAGAGCAAACCACUUUCUGGUUGAAAGGCAAAGAAGGCCUCACUGUUGCAGUCCCCGAAUUUACUGAGGAAGACGUUAACGACCCAGAGACCUUGUGAGUGAAUAGACGUGAGUUGUCAUCUGCUGAGGACGACCUGGGGUGGAGGAGCUGCCGUGGCCCGGCUAACUCCUAUAACACGGCACAGAUCGCCAGCAUCGUGACCAGGUGACAGAGAACAGCUGUGAACCAGAGCAGGCAGAGACGGCACUCAGACACAGUUCUACAAGGGCAAGGCCAACGCUGUAUGAAUGAACCAGCCAACUCUAGGGUCUUCAGUAACUUUCCAUAAGACUGUGCAUUUCCUACAAAGUCAGUUUUGGGUCUCCCUGAGGGGUUCUGUAGUUCACACGUAUCAGUAAAAAGAGCCUGGUGAUAGAUCUGGGUUAUGGGUCUCUGAUGAUAAAUGGGAAUCUGUACUUUCAUAAUGUAGCGAUGGCACAUUUCACUGUAGGGAGGUCACUGCAGAGUUUCCUUUAAAAAGAGAAAUCUAGGACUGGACUUUUCAAAAGUUAAUUUAUAUAUCUGUGAGUUUACUGGUAAGUGGGACCGUCCUACCCUAGCUGUUCACAUGGUGGCUUCCUUCUCAUUAUUCUAGCGAAACCUUGGGUCUUAGCUGAACUUUUUGUUCCUCUAAGGGGUUCCUUGGCUGCUCUUUAAAUCCUGUCACUGUCUUCCCUCAUAUCUCACACACAGCCGGAUGCAUAGGGCCCUUGCCCGCUUUGUUGGCUGCAGUUGGUACAGUGCCCCAAACAGCACCAGCAACAGUCAUCAAAACUGUGGUUGAUCCUUACUGGAUGUUUGCUAUGUCCUGGGCAUUGUUCAAUGCUCUUAGCUGUAAUUAGAUAAUUCGUACAAUAGCCAGAUACUAGAUGGGCCGUGAUUAGCCCAGUUUCGUAGAGGGUUGAUGUCAUUGCCCAAAGUAAUUCAAGUACAGUGAGGGGCAGAGCCACCACAGGGACUCAGAUAUUUAUUAAAUGAACGCAUCAUUGAAAGCCAUGUUUCCUAACAUAGGAGCCAAGUGAAGAGACCUGGUGAUGGCUCUACUGAGACUUGGGGGACCAGGGUCCAGUUCUGCUUCACUGAGUUUCUCCAUAGCUCUUCCCUCCCUCCAGAGCCUGGGGGAGAGACUUCUCCACCCUGGCCCACCUCCUCCCCACCCAGCUGUGUUUUAAAAUGUAGUUUUCAAUUUAGCUGGGGCUAAAGUUAAGCUUUUUUUUUU
Molecule: messenger RNA, 4425 nt
Organism: Oryctolagus cuniculus (rabbit)
Lineage: Eukaryota; Metazoa; Chordata; Mammalia; Lagomorpha; Leporidae
Source: RefSeq, a predicted model, not a curated record